This is a messenger RNA of Aspergillus tanneri, 1128 nucleotides long. RefSeq names its product DUF1295 domain protein. Gene Ontology annotation, cellular component: membrane. The coding region runs from base 1 to 1128 and encodes 375 amino acids. NCBI's taxonomy places the organism in Eukaryota, Fungi, Ascomycota, Eurotiomycetes, Eurotiales, Aspergillaceae. The transcript is spliced from 2 exons. The record is from RefSeq and is a predicted model, not a curated record.
AUGGCGCUGCCUCUUCCCACCAUUCAGUCUGUCGCGGACUGCGCCUCUUUCAACCACACUGUGCUCCCUUUCCUUUCGCAGCUAGCCACUCUUCCUGAAAGGCUCCAGGUGGCAGCGGCAACCAAGGAUGUGAACAUCCUGAAGGAUAUCUAUCUCUCAACCAACCCCUUUAUCUCAGCGCUUGGGCUCUCUCUAGCGUUGUCGGCAUUCUUUCUCGCCUUCUCGGAGAUCAACCGAAACUACUCGCAGGUCGAUCGAUUCUGGAGUCUCCUACCAGCCCUAUACAAUGUACACUUUGCCAUCUGGGCGCGCAUGACAGGUCUCCGUACUCUGAGCUUGGAUACUAUUGCCGUAAUUUCAGUGAUGUGGGGUGCUCGCCUAACCUUCAACUUCUGGCGCAAGGGAGGGUACUCCAUUGGCUCAGAAGAUUACCGCUGGCAGAUUAUACGCUCCAAGAUCAACAACUGUUUUCUGUCCUUCGUUUUCAACGUCGUUUUCAUCAGUCUGACGCAGUCACUGUUGCUCCUGCUAAUCACGGCCCCAACAUACAACUUCCUGCUUCUUUCGCGCCUCCCCGACAUGAGGUCAUUCGAACUCCCGGAUCUGGUCUUCUCGCGGGUUACCUUCUUCUUCCUCAUUAUCGAAUACUUUGCCGACCAACAACAAUGGCAGUUCCAACGCGCGAAGCGAGAGUACCAGGAAACAGCACGCAUCCCUGAGCCGUACAAGGGACAGUUCACCCCCGAGGACCUGGAGCGAGGAUUUGUGGUCAGCGGACUAUGGUCGUUGUCUCGCCAUCCCAACUUUGCAGCAGAGCAGGCUAUCUGGCUCACCUUGUAUCUGUGGAACUGCUACCGCAUGGAGACCUACGUCCAGUGGACCGGCAUUGGUAUCCUGGGCUUAUUGCUCAUCUUCCAGGCCAGUACUUCGCUUACGGAAUCCGUCACCGCGAGCAAAUACCCCGAAUACACUGAUUACCAAGCUCGUGUUGGACGGCUUAUCCCCCGUUUCUCUGCCAAACCAAGAUACAAAGGGGGCAACAAGAAAAAAAAGGUUCGCAAGGCGGAGACUGAGCAAUUGAAUACUACCGACCAGACGGUGGAGAAAGAGGGAAAGAAGCGCAAGUAA